AAAACUUCAAAAUAAUCCAACCCGCAAUCUUUGCGAUCUGAGAUCCUGAGCUGAACAUUGACUACUCCCGGCAAAAAGGCAGUCCUUGGGCUUGAUGGGCCUUCCACAAUCAGACGUUCGACCGUAAAUCAGAACCCAAAUUCUUCACCAUAGCGUAUCCUAGAAAGAAACUGUGACCCAGCGAGCGGAAGCACCAGCAACAAUCCAGUUUAUCCUCGUUCUGCGGGUUUUUGGCGCUUUUACCAAUCCCCCUGGAGGCUGCAGCUGGUGAGCAGAGCUCAAAUUUCUUCGCGCUGUGGAGCUUUUCGCAGUUUAGUAGACUCAGUUUAGCUGCUGGAUGUUGCAUUGCUCGCUUUAGACACUGUAGUUAUGGAUUUUGACGAGUAUGAUUAUUUAGAGAAAACAGUUGAAAAUCCCGAGGGACAGAAAGUGAAGGAAACUGCCAAUGGCGGUGAUGCAGACAUGAAGUCUGGAGAUAAACAUCGUAGUCGAAGUUCAAAGUAUAAGAGUGACAGUAAAGAUGACGGGGAACAUAGGUCAAAACGUUCAAAAUCAGAAGAUGAGUCACGUGAUCAAGAUCGACAUAGGGAUAGGCAUCGGUCUAGGUUCGGAGAGAGAGACCGUGAUAGGCAUAGAAGCAGUAAGGAAAAUAGGGGAAAAGAGGACAGAGAAGGGAAUCAUGAAGAGAGAAGCAGUAGAGACAGGGAUGUGGACAGAGAUAAAGAACGUUCUCACGAUCGUGAUAGACGAGGUAGAGAUGGCGAAAGGAACAGGGAAAGAGAACGAUCACGUCGAAGUAGAAGUCGUUCAGAAAGACAUCGUAGUGAUCGGGAUGAAGGCAUAAGAGAGAGGAGCCGAGAUAAUGAACUCAGAGAAAGAGAAAGAGAGAGAGAGUCUAGAGAGCGAGGCAGAGAUGGCAGAAGAUAUAAAGAUAAAAAGGAAGAAGCAGCUGAACCAGAAGCUGAUCCUGAAAGGGAUCAGAGGACUGUAUUUGCCUAUCAGAUAAGUUUAAAGGCAACUGAAAGAGAUGUGUACGAAUUCUUCUCCAGGGCUGGUAAGGUGCGAGAUGUACGCCUCAUAAUGGAUCGUAAUUCACGACGUUCUAAAGGCGUCGGGUUGACAACUAGUUCCUCUUUGCACCCGAAGGAGUUCUCAAUCAAGAAGGACGUGAACUUGGUAAAGGAUAAGGUGGAGUUAGAUUCACCACGGGGAGAGAAAGUGGACGGCCGUCAGUCUUUAAAGGACUCCAAGAAGCAUUCUCGUCUGCUGAAGCCAUUCCCUGAACAUUUUAUUAGAAAAAAGACAUCCUUCUUCAACUCUUGGACAACAUUAGCCAACUCAGAUUUGCUCGAGGAAUGUUGUGUCAAGGUUCAAAUCCCUGAUUUUUUCCCCAAUAGGUAUGUUGAAUUUGUGGAUGCAAUGUCUGUGCCCAUGGCUAUAGCACUUUCAGGCCAGCUCCUGCUUAGUCAACCUGUGAUGGUAAAGCCAUCUGAAGCUGAGAAAAACCAGGUUCAAUCAACUGCUGCUGCUGGUGGACCGGGUGGAGUAAUGGGCCCCUACUCUGGUGGUGCCAGAAGGUUAUAUGUUGGCAAUCUACACCCCAACAUAACUGAAGAUAACCUUCGUCAGGUUUUUGGAGCUUUUGGCACUGUGGAACUGGUUCAGAUGCCCCUUGAUGAAUCUGGCCAUUGCAAAGGUUUUGGUUUUAUUCAGUUCUCACGUCUUGAAGAUGCUAGAAAUGCACUGAGUUUGAAUGGACAACUUGAGAUUGCUGGUCGAACAAUAAAGGUGUCUACAGUCACAGAUCAGCCUGGUUUGCAAGAUAUUGGAGCAAAUACAGGAGACCUUGAUGAUGAGGAUGGCGGUGGCCUGUCCUUAAAUGCUAGUUCUCGAGCAUCUCUGAUGCAGAAGCUGGACCGUACUCGUGCGGCAUCUAGCAUUGCUGGUUCUUUAGGUACACAUGUCGUAAAUAACACAGGCGCUGCUAUGCCGAUGGCACCUAUCCUUGGAGGUGCAACUAUCCCUUCCCUUGCUGUCGGUACUUCUUUGGCCGCCUUUCCUGCUUUUCCUGGACUUGGUGCAGGCGUUCAUGUUCCCGCUGUUGCUGCCAGUUUACUUGGUGUUGGUACUCCAAGUGAAUGCUUACUGUUGAAGAAUAUGUUUGAUCCUACAGCUGAGUCGGAACCAACUUUCGAUCUAGAUAUCAGAGACGAUGUUGAAGAGGAGUGCUCUAGGUUCGGAAAAUUGAAACAUAUAUAUGUUGACAAGAAUAGCGCUGGUUUUGUAUAUUUGAGAUUUGAAAAAUCAGAGUCUGCAAUGGAAGCCCAACGUGCCCUUAAUGGAAGAUGGUUUGCUGGGAAAAUGAUCGGUGCAACUUUCAUGGACAUCCCGAGCUAUGAAGUGAAAUUUCCAGACAGCAGAUAGUACUAGUCCAAGUUUAGUUUGAAUGCUCUACUCCGAAAUGGUUACCGGCCUGUUGGUGCAUUUGAUUACAAAAGUGGCUAAGGUGCUAAGAUCAGAAGAUGAUUUGUAUGUCUUUGAAAGGUACACAAUUUACGAUUUACUAGCACGAUGGCCUUGCGAAUGAAGACGGUGAAAAGAAAUUGCAUAGCUCAAUAUAGAAUACAUUGUUCAAUAUGAAUACUGAAAAGUUGAUUGUAAUGUAACUGACAUAUGGUUCUUUUGUAUGUUCUAUUAGUGACUUGACCUAGGAAAUUCAGUGCCGAUUCGUCGACCCAGUCGAUUUAUAUCUAAAGAUAUGAGAUUUGCAAUGUUGGCUGUUCAUGUUAUGGAUAUUAUUUUAUGCCUUAGUUUUAACUGAUUUGGGAACAUAUGAAAUUUCAAA
Benincasa hispida (wax gourd) is the source of this 2845-nucleotide messenger RNA. RefSeq lists its product as uncharacterized. Gene Ontology annotation, molecular function: RNA binding. The record is from RefSeq and is a predicted model, not a curated record. Gene Ontology annotation, biological process: mRNA processing. NCBI's taxonomy places the organism in Eukaryota, Viridiplantae, Streptophyta, Magnoliopsida, Cucurbitales, Cucurbitaceae. Gene Ontology annotation, cellular component: nucleus.